AUGGCUGCCUUUCUUCGCAAUGUAUUGUUUUGCCUGAGUCUGCUUUCCGUUGCCCUCUCCAUCCCAACCGCUGAUUCCACCCACCAAUCCUCCCUACGACUUAAUGAUCCUUACUCUGUCAAAGAGCAAGCCUUUGGCCCCUUCCGCAAAAUACGCGAUUCUAUAAUCGAGAAGAUUUGGUCAAUACCCUCCAAACCUGCUCUUCACUCCUCGACCUCUUCUUCUCCAAGGACUCCCGACCACUUUCGUGCCCGCUAUGGCAAUGAUGUGGUUCUACGAUUCCAGUUGAAAACUGAAGACGACGUCAAAGCUCUCAUUCAGGCCGCGGAUAUCCUGUUCCUCGACAUCUGGGAAGGCACCAAUGAAUGGGUGGAUAUCCGAGUUGCCAAAGACAUCGUGCCUUCCUUCAUUGGACUUCUACCGAGCACUCUCCACAACUCCUAUACUCCUUUGAUGCACGAUCUUGCACGCGCUGUAUAUGACACAUAUCCUGUCUCGGCUUCUUCCCAAGAGAAUACUCCCUGGGCCGGCCCAACCACUUCCCACCACUGGAGAGCCAAUACACCACCUCCCCAGGACCUAUUUUUCCAAGAUUUCCAGCCCUUAUCGGUACUCUACCCUUGGCUCCAACUUAUUGCCUCUCUAUUUCCCACCCAUACAAGUUUGAUCAGCAUUGGGAAGUCUGCAGAAGGUCGGGAAAUCCCUGCCCUCCGAAUUGGCACUCAACGAGACUACACUCAAGGCAACGAUCACACUACUCGCCAUACCCUUGUCAUAUCUGGAGGUUCUCAUGCUCGUGAAUGGAUCUCUGUCUCAACCGCGGCCUACAUCGCCUAUAGCCUAGUCACUAGGUACGGGCAUUCACAGUUCCCUCAUGUCACAAAACUGCUCGAUCAUUUUGACUUGGUCUUCAUUCCUGUCAUCAAUCCCGACGGCUACGAGUAUACCUGGACCACUGACCGACUUUGGCGCAAAAACCGGCAAGCUACAGAUAUCGCUUUCUGCCCUGGUGUCGACAUUGACCGCUCAUUCGCAUUUGGAUGGAAUGGCCGCGAUGGCCGAGAGAACGCUUGCAGUGACGAUUAUGCGGGACCUAACCCGCUCGCCGCACUGGAGGCUCGAGUUCUGACAGAAUGGGCUCGAAAUGAGACUGAAAACAACAACGUCACCUUUGAUGCUUUUAUUGAUCUUCAUUCCUAUUCACAGGAAGUCCUCUACCCAUACAGUUACACUUGCGAUGUGGAACCUCCGAAUCUUGAGGACCUGGAAGAAGUUGCGAUGGGACUUGCCAAGUCAUUCCGUUUGACCAACGGGCACUACUAUGGUGUGGAAAGUGCAUGUGAGGGAAGUAUUACUUUCCAAGACCAGAGCAAGAGCGUCAGAAUACAGACUGAUUCCGAGGGGGGCUCCGCUCUGGAUUUCUUCUACCACGACCUUGAUGUCAAACUUGCCUAUCAAAUCAAGCUUCGGGACACUGGCACCUAUGGAUUUUUGUUACCACGAUCACAGAUUGUACCUACCGGAGAAGAAGCGUACGAGGCUGUGGUGGGCCUGGGCAGGUGGUUGUUGGGCAAUCAUGGCAUCGAAAGUAUUCAUGAAAGAGACUCUGUCUGGGGUGUGGAAACGAGUCCCACUCUUGCACAAAAAUCGAAGGUUGCGCAACAAGAUACAGCAGCGAUCCCUGAAUUUGGAGAAGACGCCGAUGAGUACGAUGACCAGUCGGCGUUUGAGCUGAGAAGGAGGAGGAGACGGUGA
Molecule: messenger RNA, 1755 nt
Organism: Exophiala aquamarina CBS 119918
Lineage: Eukaryota; Fungi; Ascomycota; Eurotiomycetes; Chaetothyriales; Herpotrichiellaceae
Exons: 1
Coding region: 1-1755 (584 amino acids)
Biological process (GO): proteolysis
Molecular function (GO): metallocarboxypeptidase activity; zinc ion binding
Source: RefSeq, a predicted model, not a curated record